Messenger RNA from Solanum dulcamara, 1850 nucleotides. Its product is annotated as F-box protein SKIP23. The transcript is spliced from 2 exons. The record is from RefSeq and is a predicted model, not a curated record. Lineage: Eukaryota; Viridiplantae; Streptophyta; Magnoliopsida; Solanales; Solanaceae. The coding region runs from base 137 to 1624 and encodes 495 amino acids.
AACAAAAACGGAUGCGCAGAAUCCGCGGUCGGUUGACAACUGUUAUAGUGGAACCGUAGCGGUUCACGUUUUCGCUACCGUCUUCAUCGAAUAUAUAGCAGCAAUACUAGGGCUUUAAUGGAUCAUCCAAGCUCUGAUGGAGCAGCAAACUCUGGGCAGUAGAAGGUUCAUUCCGUGGUCCGAUAUUCCGAAAGAACUCGCCGAGAGGAUCGGCAAUUGCCUCGACACUAGCAUUGACGUUCUUCACUUCCGUUCAGUCUGCACAACAUGGCGUUCCUCACUUGCUCCUUUCAAAAUCAUUCCUCAUUUUCCUUUCGAAAUUCCCUUCCCUCUCGACCACCGUAGCAUUUAUAAAGGCAGGCCUGGUUACCAUCUUAUCGAAAGCACUGUUUAUCUUUUUCAACCUCUUGACGCCGAUUCAAUUGAUUCGCCUUGUAAAGGAUGGUUGAUCAAGGUUAUAAAAACAGCUGAUGGAAAAUUGAGGUUUUUGAAUCCACUUACAGGCAGGCUUAUACAGGAUUUGCCUCAUCAUAUGCCUAAGGUAUUGAAUUUACUCGACUUUCGUGUUUCUCAAGUUUGCAAAUCUUAUCAUGUGCAGUACUUCAUGCCCUCGAAACCUUUUUUCCGUGAUUAUGAUGUAGGCUAUGUUAGGAAAAUUGUGCUUCUUAGGAACCACAAUGCAGGGAGUCAGAGGGAUAGUUUUUCUUUAAUGGCCAUUGAUCGUUCUGAUUUGUUAUGUUAUUUGAAGUCUGGGGAUGACAAGUGGACUACGUUAAAAGAUGCUUCUUCUUAUAUUGAUGAUAUCAUUGUGUAUAAGGGGAAUUUUUAUGCUGUUGAUCGAUAUGGUGAUACCAUGAAAUUUGAUUCCUCGUUUAAUGAGACGGCGGUGGCUUCCAGAUUUUCCGAUGGUGGUAGGAGGAAGAAACGACUGGUGGAAUCGGGAGGGCAGUUGUUUUUGGUUGAUAGUAGUUCAGAUUUAGGUAAGGAUGUCAGCCGUGAAAUUAAAAUGUACCAAUUGGAUGAAGAACAAAAUGAGUGGAUUGAAGUGCAUACUUUGAAUGAUGGAAUUUACUUUGCUGUUAAUGAUUGUUGCUUCUCUGUUUCGUCUCGUGAUUUUGGUGACAAGUACUGUAGAGGAAACUGCAUUUACUAUGUAAAGGGGCGGGUGUAUUAUGACGAUGAAGACAGUGACGAUGAUAUUGGUAUGUGUGGUUGUUGUUGCGCUUUUGGUGAUGACGAUCUUGAUCCUGUUGUUGCUGGUGAUGAUGAAAUUAGCUACCCUAUUAGCAAUAAUAAUGACCAAACUAAUGAGUCUGGUCGAAAAUCAGGUUGUGAUGAUUUGAUCAGCGCCAGUAUUAGCAAUGAUGAUCACAAGAUGAAUGCUUCUAGUAGCAAAUCAGGUGGUGUUAGAGAAGAACAAGCGGUAGAUAGAUACAAAGGAGUACUUGACGAUAACACCUGUGUGUUUACCAUAGAAGAUGGUAAACUUGGAUCACUGUUAUCAUCCCUUGAUUAUGCAGAAAUUUUAUGGCCACCUCCAUCCUGGCUCAACGGUGAGGAUCAGACUCCUCCACAUGCUCAUGAAAUUGCAGAGUCUUUAUUAUCUAUAAAUAAAGGAGGAUGAGGCAGCAAGCGAGAUCAAGUCAUGAGGAAUCCAUUUGCUCUCUGUUGUUCUUUCUAAUUUGUCGUUUCACCUUUAAUUUGCUUUUGUGUUAGUUUAUGGCUAAUGAACGGAAGAUUUUAGGAACUUUAGUGUUGCCUUUCUAUUAUUCUCACAUGUACUUUUAUCCUUUUCCAUUAAUCUAUAGUAUGUCCUAUCUAUAAAUUUCCUUGGCGUAAGUUGAUUAUCA